GCUUUCAACUCAGCGCAAAGCCCUUAAGGCCGAAAAGGGAGGGAAGCCUUCUCCCUCCCCAUCCCCCUUCAGCGAGGAAUCCUGGGGAAGCUCGUUCUCUUAGGAUGGCGGAGAGAGGCUGCUGGAAUCCGCAGAGGGUCUGCAAUAAACAGGCUAGCAGCUAAUUCCAGGCAUGGUCGGUCCACCUGGGCUGAGCGACGGGUGUCUCCAAGUGUGUGCCACGAAGAACACUGCAGGAAGUGACCUCUCCAGAUCACGAUGGGGUCCCCUCUCCGCUACCACAGAGAGGCUGAGCGACCUCAGGUUUUCUCUCUGCUCAGUUCGCCCUGUCUUUUCUCUACCCUUCUCCCCGAGCUGGAGAUGUGGGUAAGAGUAGGAGGGGUGGGUCGCCCACGCAGAGACAGCUGGGCAGCAGAAGGGGAGGGAACCCAACAGAGGCUUGAUCCCUAGCCCCCACCCCAAGAUCGUCUUCGUGCCAAAGGAGAGCUGGCCAAACUAGGAGAAGGGGCUCAGGCUGGGGGGCCAGGGCUCCCGCGGCCUGGGAAACGUCCAGCAGAUGUCUGACGCCCACUAUGCAAGUCCCAACGGGUGCACUGCGCGACCACAGAGCUACCCCCUCUCACCAGCAGCGACCCUCUCAAGUAGGAGCCGCUCCCUACCCCCGCCCCUCCACGAUCCCCCGCGUCCGAGGCCUGGAGGAGUUGUGGUUCCAAGAAGCGGCACACGGCAGGCCACGAGGUUACGGCUGCUGAGUAAGCAGCCCCCCUGUCGGUACCAGCCGUCCCCGCCCGGCGCCCAGCGCCUCCAGUGAGUGCCCGAGCCCCCGCCGCGGCCCCGCCCCCCGGAGCCCUGCCCCGCCGGGUGCGCGGCGCGGAGGGGGAGGGAGGGCCCGCCGGGGCAGGAAUGCGCGGCGGGCGGCGCAGGAGGCGAGUGGAGGAACAUGUAAGGGCACAUCCCUCGAGCUGCCGCCCAGCGCGCAGGCAGAGCCCAGCGGAGCGAGCGGGCGAGCGUGGUGCCAGUGCGCAGCCGGGCUCUCGGACCGGGAAGCCACCGGGGCACCGGGCAGUGGCCGGGCGGGGCAGCUCGCGCGGGGCGGCGGAGGGGCCGGAGCGGGGCUGCGGGCGCCGAGCGGACGGCGGUGGCCCGAGGACUGCGCGGCGGGCGCACCGGACGGCCGGGGGACAGGUGGCAGGGCGCGCGGCCAGCCGGCCCCGGGCGCCAGAAUCCGGCGCUGCCGAGCGGGGAGGGCGCAGCGCCCACCGCAGCCUGCAGUUUUCCCGGGACGUCUGGGCGCCCAUGACGGCGGCGGCGACUGUGCUCAAGGAGGGCGUGCUGGAGAAGCGCAGCGGCGGGCUGCUGCAGCUGUGGAAGCGGAAGCGCUGUGUGCUCACCGAGCGCGGGCUGCAGCUCUUCGAGGCCAAGGGCACCGGCGGCCGGCCCAAGGAGCUCAGCUUCGCCCGCAUCAAGGCCGUGGAAUGCGUGGAGAGCACCGGGCGCCACAUCUAUUUCACGCUGGUGACCGAGGGAGGCGGCGAGAUCGACUUCCGCUGCCCCCUCGAGGAUCCUGGCUGGAACGCCCAGAUCACCCUGGGCCUGGUCAAGUUCAAGAACCAGCAGGCAAUCCAGACUGUGCGGGCCAGGCAGAGCCUCGGGGCCGGGACCCUCGUGUCCUAAACCGCACAACUUGCCAUCUUACCUUCAUGCUCCGCACCCUCCCCACCACGUGGUGUACGGAGGUCAAAUCAGCUCUCCUGCCCCUUUUGGCUCAUGGGAGCGUGACUGUGUCGAGGCGGAAGCCAUGGUCACGUGGAGGAGACGCUGGAGCUGAAGGAAUGGAUGGGGCCCGGGGAGGAGGGCAGAAGGCCAUGUGGGGCUGAGGAUGAAGAUUCAGCCCCUGGACACUCUCAGAGUCUCCGGACAUUCCCAGCUCAGGGCUUUGCAGCCACAGCCUGACGUACAGAUGGUGAUGGAGAGCUGGCAUCCAAGCACCCUCCCCUCGGCGGCCCCGUCAUCUGGUUGCAGACUGUCGUUAGUCCCCAGCUUGUGCCAUGCCGCGAGGAGGACAUUUCCCCAUGGGGUGCCAAGCCAGUGCCUCAGGACUCAGGAGGCCAGGCUGGUACCCCGGGGAGGAACCAGCCUGGCAUCACUUCUGGACUCACCUUGGUGGGGGGAGCUGAUGGGCCCUGAGGCCCACACUUGAGGGUCUCCUGCUGCUUAGGUCCUUCUGGGACCCCCACCCAUCCAGGCCUUCUCUUUGCACACUUCGCUCCCCACCUCUUGCCCAUCUUCCCCCCCCACUGUGGUGCUAGGCCUGGAGGUGGUGGGGGUGGGGUGGGGGUUUGGCCAUUACCAUUUCAUGCCUAUCCCAAAAUGAAGAGUCCCCGCAAAGGGCAGUGACCACACUGUUUGCUGAAUGGAGUUCUUUGCCCACAAAGACCCAGUGCUUGGAGCAUCCCUCUCCUACCCCCGCUUCUCCACUCCAUAACCCGUUCUGAGAUCUCCGGCCUGGGUGGGGAGAGACACUGCAGCCCUAGGAGGCACGACCUCAGCGGUCCUAGGAAGGAGGGACCGUAAGGCCUGGACUGAGGGAUGUUCUACCGGCCAACUCAGUCUAUGUAGCUGCUUUUCCAGAAGGCCAUGCCGCCCCUGCCAUCCUGGGAGGUGGCUCAGCUUUCUGAGCAGAGUUGGUCUCCCUGUCAUUUAUAUACUCAGGCUUCAUACAUUUAUGCAGUAAGUAUUCCUUGCUGGAUGGUUUAAAAGGAAUGAUUACAGCACAGGAAAAGCUGAAGUCCAGAGAAAUAGCUGCCUGAGCUACACAGAAACUCAUCGGGUAACCCUCGAGAUCUUUCCAUGUUGUGGUCAGCAGUUUACUCUGCCCUCCUUUCCUCCGUUGCCCACCACGUCUGGCCUUCCCUGUGGCAAAGCAGCGGCCUACUUCAGAGUCUCCAGAAGGAACGAGGGGGCUGUGUGGCCCCCUUCAACAAUUUGAAGUCUCUUUAAUAACCUCUUUGUGCUUCUGACCUGUUUUGUUCCCCGUCAGAUUUCUCCUACUGUCCAGCCAAGACCUCCCCAUCCUAUGUCCCAGUACCUUAGAGUCCUCGGGAGUGCCUUGUUCAUCUGCUACGAGCACCGCAUCUCACAAGUGACAAAGAACUUACAAAUUACAAGAGAGUUUUGACAAAUAUCUCAUUUAUUACCUCAUUAGGCUGUAUCCCUGUUUCAUGGAUAGCUUAGUCCCAGCAUCGCAAACAAGCAUCAUCUUCCACGCCACCCCUGGUAUGUGCUGAGCAAGACCUGGGCUCCCCUUGCAUGCUGUGGUCAAUUGGUGACGUCUGUCAUGGGCUUGGGGAGAAAGAUGGUGAGGAUGGCCGCACUUGGGUGGCCGGGUGGGGGGGGCGGUUUGGCGAGAAGAUGAUGGGGUCUCCACCCCUUCUUUGUUGGAGCCAUGUGAAUGGGAAAGGGUUAGCAUCUCUGUUCUAUAAGACGGCCUCUAAAAUAGAAUCCUUGCUCUUCAAAUCGAA
Messenger RNA from Herpailurus yagouaroundi (jaguarundi), 3521 nucleotides. It is a transcript of the gene PHLDA3, whose product is annotated as pleckstrin homology like domain family A member 3. Gene Ontology annotation, cellular component: plasma membrane. Bases 904 to 1674 code for a protein of 256 amino acids. Gene Ontology annotation, biological process: positive regulation of apoptotic process; negative regulation of phosphatidylinositol 3-kinase/protein kinase B signal transduction; intrinsic apoptotic signaling pathway in response to DNA damage by p53 class mediator. The record is from RefSeq and is a predicted model, not a curated record. Gene Ontology annotation, molecular function: phosphatidylinositol phosphate binding. The transcript is spliced from 3 exons. Lineage: Eukaryota; Metazoa; Chordata; Mammalia; Carnivora; Felidae.